AUGCAUCAAAGGUUGAUGUUUUUUACAACAAUUGUGAGUAUCCUGGGUGUAAAUGGUACUGGUCUUGUACAAUCGACAAAUGAAAUUUUCGCUCUUGAUAACACAUUUUCAUUGACAAUUAAUGAAACACGGAAAGUUGAACUUACAUUAGAUACUAAAAAUGGUUUAGAAUUAGAAAUGAAUGGAACAAGUCAUCUAACACUGUCUGGAAAUGUUCAAAACCUGGCAGAUAUUAAACAGAAUGGCUCGACACAGUUCGAUGGUAAAAAUUGUACGAUGAGUCGGGCAACACUUGACUUACGAGGUACAAGUACAGCAUAUAUUAUUGCGCAAGAUGAAAUUAAUGCCAAUGUAAAAGGCGUUUCACAUGUAUUCUACCGUGGUCCGCUAAGAAAGAAAACAGUUGAAAAUAUAACAUCUACAGUUCAAGAAUUUUAA
Didymodactylos carnosus is the source of this 438-nucleotide messenger RNA. Lineage: Eukaryota; Metazoa; Rotifera; Eurotatoria; Philodinida; Philodinidae. The record is from the annotation of a GenBank genome assembly.